AUGGGAACCAUGCCGACGAGUUCACGCACCGACCUCCGCUUCUUUGCCACCACUCUUAUAUCAGUAGCACCAGCAGCACGGCCUAUAUCACGAUCAAGUCGAGUCCUUUUGACUGGAUCCCUCGUUCAAGCACAUCGGUAUCCUGGAAAGAACUAUCCACAAAUACGUUUCAGGUUACUCUCUACCUUAGGAGAUACACCCAUAUCUCCGCUCAGGAAGAACAUGGUCGAUGUACAGAUGCUCCACCCAGAACUCCAUCAAAAAGUUUUCCCGCCGUCUUCGGUCUGCACUCAAAAGACAUCCGCUGGAGCAGUACUAGCAUCGUCUAUGGAACCAACGCCAGAUAUGGUCCGAUGCUCUAUUAGUCAUCUUGAGAAACAAGACUUGUGGGGGAAAGAAGCCAUCCUUGUACCGGACACAACAUUUCAAGUUCCAUCGCUGCGGGGCCAGAACAUCGAGGACCAUUUUUACAAUAUCGGAGUUCACGACUCGGCUACGUACAAAGACAUGGCCGUUACAUUUGCGCAGUCGCCAGUUCACGCACCACCAAAACAAUGGGUCAUGCAAGCAGGAUGGACACGGUACGGCAGGGAUGGAUCGAUCUCCCAGAUCGAGUACCCCAAGGAGCAAAUGCUAACAUUCGACGUGGAAACGGUUCCGGCGCUGAGCAAGUACCCCAUUAUGGCUUGCGCUAUGUCCUCAGACGCCUGGUACGGCUGGGUCUCACCUUGGCUCAUCAACCCAGUGACCAAGGACGGAGAACAUAACGAUCACCACCUCAUAUCGCUUGGUCCUAGUAGGAACAGGAAAGGCGAAGAAAAAGUCAUAGUCGGCCACAAUGUCGGUUACGAUCGCGCACGCGUCCUAGAGGAAUACUGUUUGGAGCAGAAUGGGAUUCGUUAUUUGGAUACCAUGAGUCUUCACAUUGCAGUUUCGGGACUUUGCACGCAACAGCGGCCCAGCUGGCUCAAAUAUUCCAAGGCUGUUGAGAAUGAGAACUCUGAAUAUUUGCACGCGUGUAAGGACACAACUGGAAAGUACUUUGAUGUCAGCUCCAUCAACAGUCUACUCCAAGUCUCCAAAUUCCAUUGCGGAAUUCAAAUGGACAAGGCGCCGAGGAAUAUCUUGAUGGAGGCGCGGGAUAUUGGGUUAGUUCAGGAGCACUUUCAGGAACUCAUGACGUACUGUGGGCAGGAUGUUGCCGCCACCCAUGCCGUCUACCAGAAGAUUCUUCCGAAAUUUUUUGAGACAUGCCCACACCCUGUCUCGUUCGCCGGCAUAUUGCAAAUGGGAUCGUCGUUUUUGACAGUGAAUGAGGGCUGGACCGCGUAUAUCGACCGCUGCAGCAAAACGUAUAAUGAGAUGGCACAAACUGUUGAGUCAAAACUGCUGGCGUUGGCGGACAAGGCAAUGGAGAACUUUGAGAAGGACCCGCAGUUUUACGAAUCGGAUCCAUGGCUAAGUCAACUUGAUUGGACGCUACCCGAGCGCAGAUGGAAGGAAGGAAAGCCACGGGCCAACGGCAAAGGCUGGCUGAAAGGACAGGAACCCAGGUGGGUCUGCCAAACCAAGCUGCUACCGGACAAGCCUGCAUGGUACCGUGCACUCUGGGAUCCCAAGGACCAAAGAAUCAAGGUAACGAUUCGGCAAAGGGCGGCGCCACUGCUGAUGAGGUUACAAUGGCGCGGGUAUCCGCUUGUGCACUCCAAGUUGUUUGGAUGGACCUUUAAAGUUCCCAAGGAGGACCAGGAUUUUGUCACCAAGGCCACAGAACUAACAUUUCCAUUGGAGAACGAGGCGGGAUAUCAACCAAGCAUCGAUUCUAAUCGGUUCCGUUACUAUCAAGUUCCGCACAAGGCUGGUGAUGGUAUGAACGUUGGGAACCCAUUAGCCAAGGGUUAUGUCGGAUAUUUUGAGGACAACAUCCUGAGCUCUUAUGUACCGGAGGGAGGGUCAGUCAAGGACGGAAGUAGCACGCUUGCCAAACAGGCAUUAGACAUGAACGCGCAGUGUGCAUAUUGGGUCAGUGCAAGAGAGCGCAUCAUGGACCAAUUCGUUGUCUGGGACAAGGACGCCAAUAAAUUGAGUGAUCGGAUGGGCUUGCCUGACCGCGGAGAAGGGCGAUUGAACGGCAUGAUCCUCCCCCAGAUUAUCACCAUGGGAACGGUAACAAGGCGGGCGGUCGAAAAGACGUGGAUGACAGCCAGCAAUGCAAAGAAGAACCGUAUCGGGUCUGAGCUCAAGUCAAUGGUCCAGGCGCCUGCUGGUUACAAGAUUGUUGGGGCCGACGUGGAUUCUGAAGAGCUCUGGAUCUCGAGCUUGAUGGGCGAUGCACAGUUUCGAAUGCACGGCGCGACUGCCUUAGGCUGGAUGACAUUGCAGGGCACGAAGGCGGCAGGAACGGAUUUGCACUCGAAGACUGCGCAGAUCUUGGGUAUCUCUCGCGACCAGGCCAAGGUGUUCAAUUAUGGGCGAAUCUAUGGAGCAGGCGUCAAAUUCGCAGCACGACUUCUACAGCAAUUUAACUCGACAAUCGAGGCAGCGGAGGCGAAGCAAAGGGCGGGGAAUUUGUAUACUGCCACGAAGGGCACCAAGCAACAAAAGCCGGUCGAUUACGAACUGGUCACGGAUCGACCAUUUUGGCAUGGAGGCACGGAGAGCUAUAUGUUCAACAGCUUGGAGAGGACAGCGACCGCAGAUGAUCCGAGAACUCCGGCAUUGGGUUGCGGUAUUACCGAUGCAUUGAAGCCAAAGCACACGGAGAACCAGUUCAUGACCUCGCGUGUCAAUUGGGUGGUGCAGUCUUCAGGCGUGGACUACCUUCAUAUGUUGCUGGUAUCGAUGAACUACCUGAUCAAAAAGUACGACAUCAAGGCACGGUUCAUGCUCUGUGUCCACGACGAAGUGCGCUACAUUGUCAAGGAGGAGGACACUGCUCGGGCCACGCUUGCAUUGCAGAUCAGCAACCUUUGGACGCGAGCCCUGUUUUCGUACAAGUUGGGCAUUCAUGAUCUUCCUCAGUCCGUCGCGUUCUUCUCGGCUGUCGAUAUUGAUCAUGUCUUCCGCAAGGAGGUCAAUAUGGACUGCUUGACACCAACGCAGAAGGUUCCUAUCCCUCACGGCGAAAGCUUGACCAUCGAAGGCGUCUUGGAUUUAACACAAGGAGGCAGUUUAGGGGAAAUUGUGGAAGGAUUUGUGGAUGCAUCAGAUGUUCCAUUCCCACUGGAGCUGCGAAGCAAGGAAGAACUUCGCAAGUUGCAGGCAAACCAGGAGCGUAAAUCCGAAACCGACCAGUCGUUGACUCAGUCGCUGUCUCAGGAUGAAGAUCAGGCACAGGAAUUUUUCCUGGAGGCACAGGGCAUGAGUACCAUGUCGGAGAUCAAGAAGACCCUAAAGCAGAGAAAGACUGAGGCCGAGAAGGCUUUGUUGGAGAAGUUGAAGGCUAAGAGAGCAGCAUCUGGAGCAAAUGGUGAUAAUGAGGGAGAGGGCAGCAAGGGUCUUCGGAGUACCAGCACUCGCAGGAAGAAGGAUGGUGAGGAAGGGGCACCCAAGCCACGUACCGUGAUGCAACUAAUGAGACCUAGACUUCCCGGUAUGAGAAAUACGUCCGAGGGUAAAUGGGGGAUGACAAUGAUGGAGGAACCAGCUGCUUUUCAGGAUACGACUGCAUCUGAUGAACACAAUACGACAGUCGAUAUCAUUCCGGACACACCAAUGCCCUAUAAGACCGUCGAGAUAACGAAGCCUUUAGUCACUGUGGAGGCCACAGAAGGAACCGUUGUUUUUACCCCAGACAAGGAUGUGAUCGAGACUGGAGCUCAAGAACCGUUGAUGAAAGAUCCGGCAUCCGAUUUACCUAAAGCGGAAGAACAGGAGGAUCUUUUCAGGUCGUCCGUACAUUCGUUCACACAGUCUGUGGAGAAUGAAGUCAACGACCCAGCUUCUGACAAUAACUGGGCAUUGCCAGCGGAGAAGUGGCUCCAGUACAUUGCAAAGGACUACAAGGCUCCUGGGGGACCGGCAGUAUCGAUGGAGUCGCACCAUAUGGCGUAUGUCCUUCCCUCAGCCGAGCAGAUCUAUACGAAUCCAACAGAGUUGGCCGAGAAGAUGCCUCCGCGUUCCAGCACAGGUAACCCUAAGCGCAUUACUUCGACAAACAGCAGGCUCAGGCAGUCAGAAAUUCAGCGGAUGACGGCACAACGGAAUGCGCAUGCGAGCAAGGUUGAUAUGUUGGCUGCUGCAAGCGGGAUGUGGCACAAGCAUGCAAGUAGCUCUAUGAGAAGCGGAUACUCGAUCACAAAGAUUAUCCGUGCAAGUGACCUGAAGGCAGGGACUUCAUCUACAGGAACAUCAUCAUCAUCUUCAUCUUCGUCUUCGUAUAGACAUGCGGAAGGAGCACGUACUCGCACCAUUUAG
Messenger RNA from Gamsiella multidivaricata, 4416 nucleotides. RefSeq names its product DNA polymerase family A-domain-containing protein. Gene Ontology annotation, biological process: mitochondrial DNA replication. The transcript is spliced from 3 exons. Gene Ontology annotation, cellular component: gamma DNA polymerase complex; mitochondrion. Gene Ontology annotation, molecular function: DNA binding; DNA-directed DNA polymerase activity; 3'-5' exonuclease activity. The record is from RefSeq and is a predicted model, not a curated record. Lineage: Eukaryota; Fungi; Mortierellomycota; Mortierellomycetes; Mortierellales; Mortierellaceae. The coding region runs from base 1 to 4416 and encodes 1471 amino acids.